GAGCUGAGCGGACGUCUCUUAAAACCAGGCGAUUUUCCGCUUGAAACUUUUCAUUUUAAACUCGCGACGAAAGGUUGUGUAAAAAAAAAAUAAGUUUAUAUUUUUUUGUGAAUAGUAUAUAGUACAAAGAUUAUUUUCGGUAUUGUGAUGUGUAAAGUUUUUUGACUUGUGUGGUUUGGUUAUUUGCAAUUAAAUAAUGUGAAAGUAGCCUGUACAUCUGCUGUUGAUUCAGGAAUUCGUCAUGAGGCAUUUUCUGGUAUAGAGCCUGCUCGGCGCGGGUAUGAUGCGGCGGCAUGAUCCGCAUCAUGCUGCUCAUGGCGGUGCUCACCAGGGCCAUCGCUCCGCAGAACAUCAUAGAGUCCGGCGGCACUGAACCCACGACCCCAGCAAUGGAGGGCAGCACGCCACCCCCCACAGUCUUCCGGAACAUGAGGGUCACCUCCAGGCCGAGACGACCCCAACUGAGGGGGAAAGGGGACUCCCCAAUGUUGAACUAUAUCUUUGAUUCGUACGCGACGAACAACAUGCAUUUUCAUGACAAAUUCAAAGCGCCUUCAUUUGAGGGCACAUCAAACGAUACUGUAAUCAACGCUGAUACCGGCUCAACUGUGGUUUUCGAUUGUCGAGUGACGUCACUUAGGGAUAAGACGGUGUCCUGGAUUCGCGUCCUGGAUAACGACAAUUUAAAACUACUAACGUUAGAUUUAGAGACACACACUGCGGAUUCGAGAUAUAGGAUGGACGUAGCUGAUGAAAACUGGAAACUGUCACUAGCAGACGCCAAAGUCCAAGAUUCUGGCAUAUACUGCUGUCACGUCUCCACCCACCCGCCUAUGCUAAGGAGAUUUAAACUUAUUGUGCAUCCACCAGAAAUGAAAAUGAGUAAAGAAGCUUUUCUGGAAACAGGGGAGACCUUGUCGUUAAAAUGCGCCGUGCUUCACUUGUACCCGGGGGAAGUCAGUCCAGAGCUGCACUGGUUUAGAGGCAACAGUACAUCCUCCCUGGAUGAAGUCAGGGGCGGCGUGUUAGUCGAGACUGACCACUUGACCAUGACCAGCCAUCUGCAGGUGGCGCGACUAAAAAUUGAAGACGCCGGUAACUAUACAUGUGUCUUAGAAGCACCUUUGCGAAUGAGAGCCACUGCCAGGGUACACGUGUUACAAGAUCUACUGGUAGAAAUUUCUACAGGAAUAAGGAGUAACUUUGUACUUAGUAUCCUAUUUGGUCAAGCCUAGCCGAACUUCAAAGUGGCGUGAAAACGACUACAAGCUAUAUGAACCUGCUCCUAGCCUCUAUGCUAAUGGUUCUUGGAAAUGAAUAUAACUUGAGGUGACCUAACUAAGUAACGGGUUAGAUACUGAAUAAAUUUAAAUGUGUGAUUUUGUCUGUUACACCAUUUUGCGCUUUCAAUCUAUUUAAUGCCGACUAUACACUAUCGCCAAACUUAGGAGUGUACCGAGCGCACACUAGCGCCACCAUCAUAUUUUUAUCAAUUUCUUUUAAACAGAGUCAAAUUUUAAAAAUCUUGCUCGGACUAGAUAUGCUUCCCUAGAUAAAUGACUGCAUUAAAAAGUAUUGUAGUUUUAUAUUGGACACAGUUGACACAAUCUACUGAACGGAACACGGUGGUCACUGAAGUCCGUUUAGUAAAUUGUGACUAAAAUAGAAAACUAUAUUAAUGUUUAAUUAAGUCCUUUAUAUAGCAUACCAUAAUUUGUCCACGCUCGAUUUUUAAAAUUUGCUUUUAUUGAAAAUAAAUUGAUAGUGGCGCUAGUGUGCGCUCGGUGCAAUGCCGACGCGAUCGAACGUAUAUAGAUGGUGGCCAGAUGGAGAAAGAAUCUUUUUUUUUAAGAUAAUUCACUUUACAAGCAUACUACGAAUGGAUUCUUAUCCACUGCACAGACUUCUGUUUUUUCUCUUAUCCGUCAACCUCGGAUUCAAAUAUAUUGUAUUUUUAAAACUAAUACCUACUAAGCCAGAAUAUGAUCAUAGAGGUUUACAGUACAUUGAACAGUUUGGAUGAGUUUAUUUACCUAAAGAAAAACCAGUAAUGUACGUCGAUACAGCGAAAUUUGGCGAACUGUUUGUCUAUAGUGUUUAGCCGGGGAUAAGGAGCCACAUACGCUAAUACUGGCAUAAUUAUAUUAUUUAGUUAAUUAACAAAAGAAAAUUGUGGUGGCUAGUGUGCGGCUCUCAUAUUGAAUUCAUUGGAUUGGCUAUUCUCCAACUAGUGACAUUUUUUUUCUAAUGUCAAAAACAAAAUUUUAUUUGGAGUUUGUAUGAUCGUAAUAUUGAGAUGUCACAAAUUUUGGAGUCAAAAAGCAUUUUAAUUAUACUUUAAAGAGACCGAAAAAAAAAUUAAAUCUCGUAAUUAAUAAAACUGAUCAAUUAAAUUAUUGACAUUUAAUUAUCGUGUUUGAUAUUUCAAUAUCAUCAUACAUUUUAUAUUUUACCCAGUCGAAGCCAAUUAUUGAAAUUGCAACAAAUUAAAAUAAGUGUGAGAUUAUUUGGAAUUUUAAUCCUCAAGUCCAGAUUUAACCGUAUUAAUGUUUUUUUUUUAAGUAAAAAUGUAAUAUAAUUUUAUCAAAAAAAAAAAAUCGGAUAUCUGACAAAUCGACUCUCAAAUGGUUAUUAAUAAUAUGGUGUAGGAGCAAAAUCGCAUCAUUUUUGUUCGAAGUGAUUUGUAAAAAUGUAUACCUACCUAAAUUAAUUAAAUCUCAAAGUUUGAACGUGUUCACUCAAAUAUUAGUAGUAAUCAAAAUCACACUUUUGCAAUAAUAAUAAUAAAGUACAUUUUUAUUUCUCUUUGUAAUUUUUGGAACGUCGAACGCGAACAUCUUUUUUGUGAAAAAAGUAUUUUUUUAUUAUACCAAGACAAUUUUACACAUUUAUAUCAUUGUUUACAAAAAAAAAUCGCAAGCAUAUACGGUAACAGUCAACUGCACAUCAAACUUUGCAAAUUUAUUGCAAACUCGCCGCUAUUUCCGCGCCAUAAAGGGUUCAUGAAGGGCAAUUUGAUGUGCUGUUGACUGUACCAAGACAAUUGGUUUACGUUUGUUAUUAAUUAGUUUAUAUAUGUACUAUGUACUUCAUACAAUGAAUACAAUAUGGUGAUCCUUCUGGUAAACCCGUCCUAGGAUCUUAAAAUGGACCAUUAGUGAGAAUGUAUAAUAAUAAUUGUAAUAUAUAAAAGUAAUUGUGAAAAAUUAAGUUCAACAACAACAAAUGUUUGCCAGGGAUUGAAUUUCUGGCAUUUUUAGGGUUCCGUAACUCAAUAGGGAAAAUCAACAUCCCAAUCCCUCGUAAAAUCAACAGCGUCUGUCUGUCUUUCCGACAUUCAAACAUAAUUUUUUCUUCGAAACUGCUAGAAAAAUCCGAAAAAUAAGCUUUUUCAAUUGAUAUGUCAUAAAAUAUGUUUUACGUUAUUAGCACCCAAAACAAAAUAGAUUUAUUUAAGUUACUUGGUCAUCUUUGAUGAUAUACUUAUACAUAUAUGUGUACAAAAUUUCAGUGUAAUUAGGGAGAAAUCUAGCUUUGUAAAGGUCGAACAUUCAGACAGACCCAUGAAAAAGAAAAAAAUCCUAAUGUGCCGCAUGUAAUCAUGGUACGGAUCCCUCUUUAAACGAGUCCAACUCACUCUUCAUAGUCGUGUUCCUCAUGGCUGAGGGUCGUGGUCAUUACGUGGAAUGAAACACACACAACAA
Plodia interpunctella (Indianmeal moth) is the source of this 3704-nucleotide messenger RNA. Its product is annotated as leucine-rich repeats and immunoglobulin-like domains protein 2. NCBI's taxonomy places the organism in Eukaryota, Metazoa, Arthropoda, Insecta, Lepidoptera, Pyralidae. The transcript is spliced from 10 exons. Gene Ontology annotation, biological process: synapse organization. The record is from RefSeq and is a predicted model, not a curated record. Gene Ontology annotation, cellular component: neuron projection membrane. The coding region runs from base 294 to 1235 and encodes 313 amino acids.